AGGCCGCGCGUCCCGUUCCCGUCCCUCUCCGGAGGGUCACGGCGCGGGGGGGGCCGCGGGGGGCGGCAGGAGCAAUGGGCGCCCGCCGCUGAGGCCGCGGCGCCCCGCCGGCUCGCCCCUGCCCGCUGAGGCCGCGCCGCCGCGGCCGCGGGACUGGGCGGGAUGGUGCAGUCGUGUUCCGCCUACCGCUGCCGGAACCGAUACGACAAAGAGAAGCCCAUCUCCUUCCACAAGUUUCCUCUUACAAGACCCGAUCUUUGCAAGAAGUGGGAAGCCGCUGUUAAGAGGAAAAACUUCAAGCCGACCAAGUACAGCAGCAUUUGCUCAGAACACUUCACCCCCGAUUGCUUUAAGAGGGAAUGCAAUAACAAGCUCCUAAAGGAGAAUGCGGUGCCCACAAUAUUUUGUUACACUGAACCCGGUGAAAAGUCUGAAGAAUUUGCAGAACAGCCGGAAGAUCCGCUACCACCUCCCCCGCUGCCGCCACCGCCGCCGCCUCCACCGCCCCCGCCCCCGCCAGCAGCUCCGGUGCUACCACCACCUCCAUCGACUCCUUUCCAUUUGCCCCAAAUAGAUGCCAGGUUUGUAGACCCGAGUAUUGGAUUACUGAUGCCUCCUCUCCAGACCCCCAGCAACCUCGCCGUUUUUUGUGAUCAUAACUAUACCGUAGAGGAUACGGUCCACCAGCGAAAAAGAAUUCAACAGCUGGAGGAACAGGUUGAAAAACUGCGGAAGAAGCUCAAGACGGCGCAGCAGCGAUGCCGACGUCAGGAAAGACAGAUUGAAAAACUGAGAGAGAUUGUUCAGUUUCAGAAGGAAAAAGACAUACUGGCAGGAAAAGGCUAUGUGAUUCUGCCUAAUGACUAUUUUGAAGUUGUAGAAGUACCUGCCUAGAAGUCACGAACAUCACUUUUCACUUCAGCAGGCCAAGAAAUUUAGUUUAAAAACUAAAUUCUUUCUAAUUCUGUAUGUAAGACUCUCCAGAAUUCUAAAACAGUAAAUAAGCAGUCAUACAAAUGAGGUAAUAUUUUUUCUUCACUGUCGUUUCAGUUUGAUACACUUUUAAUACAUUGAAGAUGCACACAUCUCAGAAUUAGAAUAUGCAGUGAAUUUACAAAAUAUGAAUUGCUUUACAGAAGGAAAGGAUGCAAGGUUGAAUACACCUAGGAAUUUUUUUUUUACAAUGUCUGUCUUAUGCUUAAAGGGAAUGGAGAUUGAAUCUGGCUGAGAGUGAAGUUGAGGUGGUUGUACACCUGGUGCUUUGUCAAGGAAUUUAACAUAGGCUUUGGUAAUCCCCCAGUAAGUAAUUUUCACUGAUUUUUAGAAAGAGCAGAAUUAGGUCAGCUAACAACAUCUGCAAGUUUUUUAACAAGUGCUGCAGAAAGAUAGAUGAGAUACACAUUUCAGUCUGGGAAAACUUCCAGCCUCAGUUUGCUAUGCAUUUGAAGCACUGCGAAAAGUCUAAUUCCUGGAUCCCUUUGGGUGAGGUAUGUAAAUGAACCUCGUCUUUUGGAAUAGCUGUUCAACACGUAUGUUUUGAGGGUGGAGAGCUGUAGAAGCAGCUUUUGUGAAGUGAAGGGCUGAACUGAACAUGUAUGUUACUGAACUGUUGACAGGAUCAAGAGGGCAAAGUACUCUUCAUGGUGACUGCUUUGCAAAAGUACCCUGGUAAUAUACAGUCCCCAGUAUGUUGUAGUGUCAUGUUCCCAUAAGCACAUUACCCAUGUAAUGGGUAGAGUGUUGCCCUCAUUUUAAAUUUUUGCACUUAAGUCACAUGUGAACCCUGUGUAGCUUCAGGAGGUGAAGGCUUUUUUCCUUAUCCAGGGAGUCAGAUAUUUGUGACUUGCUCUGCAAUAUACUGUGAUUUUCUUUCUUUUGCUUUUUUUUUCACUCCCCAAAAGGCAUCCACCAAAGGGCAGUUAGGGAAUUAGACUUUGGAGUUGCUUGGUGCUAGACUGGUUUAUAACAUCUCAAAUGCUGCUGCCUCUCCUUCAGCCUUAUUAAGACUCCCAGAAAGAGUUUAGCAUGACAAAGUGGUGCAGCAGUUUGCACUUACUUUUUAAUAAUGUAUUUAGUCAAUGAAUUCAUUCAAAAUCAGAGAAAAAGGCAUCUUGCUAACCCUAUUAUAAUCCUUACAGCUGAAAUUUCUGGAUAAACUAGAUGUGAGGAAGACUGCUUUUCUCAGUCUACGUCAAACUUAUGUGCAGUGUGGAUUCUAGCUCUGAUGUUCAACAAGCCUUGUUCAUGAUGGUUUUAAGAGCCUCCCUUGAUAUCCUACUAGCAUGACAUUUUGAAAUGUUUCGAACCAGUCUUGAAACUUCUGACCUCACUCAUGCCAUGUGUCUAUUUUCCCUGCCAUUUCAUACACUUAAAGUGAACAAAAAUGCUGAUGCUUCCAUUUGUGUACCUUUAUUAUACCUGAUUAAAAAUUAAAAAAAA
Messenger RNA from Neopelma chrysocephalum (saffron-crested tyrant-manakin), 2439 nucleotides. It is a transcript of the gene THAP1, whose product is annotated as THAP domain containing 1. Bases 163 to 894 code for a protein of 243 amino acids. The transcript has 3 exons. Lineage: Eukaryota; Metazoa; Chordata; Aves; Passeriformes; Pipridae. Gene Ontology annotation, molecular function: sequence-specific DNA binding. The record is from RefSeq and is a predicted model, not a curated record.